AUGCGUUCAACAGCUGCGCUGUUUGCCGUCUCCGCCCUGGUCUCGUCCGCUCUGGGAGCGACGUACCCCCUCAAGGACUCGUUCGUCGGGCAGGGCUUCCUCUCGGGUUUCUCGCACCAGGCGAUCCCCGACCCCACUCACGGCCGAGUGAACUACGUGGAUCAGCAGACCGCUCUCGCCACGAACCUCUCCUUCGCGACCGACGACACGUUCAUCAUGCGCGCGGACUCGUUCAACGUCGUUGACCCGUCCGCGCCCGGACGGAACUCGGUCCGCAUCCAGAGCAACAACCAGUACACGACGCACGUCUCCGUUUAUGACAUUAGGCAUAUGCCCCAAGGUUGCGGCACCUGGCCCGCGGCUUGGGAGGUCGGCCAGAACUGGCCCGCCCAGGGCGAAGUCGACAUCCUCGAGGGCACGAACGACAUCGAGCCCAACCAGUCCACACUGCACACCAGCGCGAACUGCGCGAUGCCCGCUAGCGGUCUGGCUCAGUCUGGCAAGGCGGUCACUACCAACUGUGACGUCGCGGCGAACGGCAAUGCCGGCUGUGGUGUGCAGGCCACGGCCCCGAGCAGCUAUGGAAAGUCGUUCAACGGCGCGGGCGGAGGCUUCUACGCAAUGGAGCGCACGUCGACCUUCAUCAAGGUUUGGUUCUGGUCGCGGAACGACCCCACCGUCCCCGCGGACGUCAAGACUGCCGGCGCCACCGUGAACACUGACGCCUGGGGUACCCCGGAGGCGCUGUUCGUCAACGACCAGUGCGACAUCAACGCGCACUUCGGUCCGCACAACAUCGUGAUCAACCUGACGUUCUGCGGAGACUGGGCCGGCCUUCCCCAGUUCUACAACACAUUGGGCAACUGCCCGGGAAGCUGCAACGACUUCGUCAACAACAACCCGAGCGCGUUCAACGACGCCUUCUGGGACAUUGCCGGGGUGCACGUGUAUGAGUAG
This is a messenger RNA of Trametes versicolor FP-101664 SS1, 957 nucleotides long. RefSeq names its product 2 beta-glucan. The coding region runs from base 1 to 957 and encodes 318 amino acids. Gene Ontology annotation, molecular function: hydrolase activity, hydrolyzing O-glycosyl compounds. The record is from RefSeq and is a predicted model, not a curated record. The transcript has 8 exons. Lineage: Eukaryota; Fungi; Basidiomycota; Agaricomycetes; Polyporales; Polyporaceae. Gene Ontology annotation, biological process: glucan catabolic process.